Molecule: messenger RNA, 615 nt
Organism: Rotaria sordida
Lineage: Eukaryota; Metazoa; Rotifera; Eurotatoria; Philodinida; Philodinidae
Source: the annotation of a GenBank genome assembly
AUGAAACACUUCUUGGAUGAUUCCAUCUAUCCAUUACCUGAUUCGAUGGUUGAUCAAUUUUGUUUACAAAUUUUACCUGAAAUUCAUCAUAAAAUCAAAUGGCUUAAUCUUGAAUUAUUAUCUAUGGAACGUAUUUUACUUGCUACAAAUUAUCCUAAUUUAUAUGGACUUGGCUUAUACGAUUUACAAAUAGAAAAAGUUAAAUAUUUUGUUACUGAAAAACUUGACUUGUGUCUUAUUGUUUGUGAAAGAAACACACUUGUUGAUGAUAAUGAUUUGAAGAUAAAUAUUAUCAAUCAUAUGCCACGAUUAAAUGAAUUUACAUUUAAUAUUCGCUCAUUCAUUCUUUAUCAAAACCAAAUUGAUCAACCAUCAAAUGAAGAUAUGCAACAUACAUUCAAAGAUUAUACAGAUAAUGAAAUUAUAUCUUGUAUUGAUUAUUUUGAAGAAAGUAAAUAUAGCCAAUGUCACAUUUAUUCAUAUUCAUAUAAAUUAAAAUAUUAUGAUAAUAUAACAAAUAAUUUUCCAGGUGGAUUAUUUAAAAAUAUUCGUGAAAUAUCAUUAUUUGAUGAACAUUCUCUUGAAUAUGAGUUUUUUCUUCAAAUAGCUCAAUAA